Messenger RNA from Drosophila obscura, 1866 nucleotides. RefSeq names its product NEDD8 ultimate buster 1. NCBI's taxonomy places the organism in Eukaryota, Metazoa, Arthropoda, Insecta, Diptera, Drosophilidae. Gene Ontology annotation, biological process: regulation of ubiquitin-dependent protein catabolic process. The transcript has a single exon. Bases 55 to 1851 code for a protein of 598 amino acids. Gene Ontology annotation, molecular function: protein binding. The record is from RefSeq and is a predicted model, not a curated record.
GGAUUAUUCCUUUACUUCCCAGUUAAAUCUACACACAAUUUUGCGCCUACAAAAAUGUCUCACAUCGACAAUAAUCUCAUCAAGGUGCGUGAACUUCUGCGGGAGCGCAACAUCAAGCUGUGGGAGGAGCCCUACUACACUGAGGGCUUGGGCAGCAUCGCGACCGCAUUGGAGCGCCUCUCACGUGAGUUGAGCACCGAGCUGGACAUCAGUGUGUCCGAUUGCCAGUGCGCCCUGGCCGAGAUGCAGGAUGGGGCGCUGCGCAAGCUGGCCGCCAUCCGAGAGUUCAACGAGACGGGCAUGGCCACCUUCAAUGUGCGUUGCGUGGAGAGCCGUGGCGGCACGUCCCAGCUGAUGGAGAUCAAGUGCCCGAUGAACGGCACGGGUGCGGAGCUGCAGGACAAGGUGGCCCAGCGGCUGAUGGUGAGCGGUGGCAGCCACAUCAAGAUCAUAUCGGCUGGUCGCAUUAUCGCCGGCCAGCAGUCGCUCGCCUCGCAGGGCCUGAAGAACAAUCAACAGCUGAUGGUGGUGCUGGGACAGCGGGGCGAUGAGGUGGCCGGCGAGGCGCUGCACGAGCGCAUCCAAAAGAUACGCGACGAUGUGUUGUUGAUUGUGGAGUCGGAUCGCCGCUUCAUGGAGAUUGAGGACCAGCACGGAAAUCCCAUCUUUCUGCCGCCAGCAGAGACCCGUUCGCUGCUCAAGGCCCUGAGUUUCAGUGAGAAGGCCAGGGCCGCCAUGUUCCGGCAGGAGUACGACGAGGCGCUGUUGCUCCUGCUGGAGGGUGACGAAUACUUCGCUGGGUGCAGUGCCAUCCUACUGGAGCGGGUGGACAAUUAUGCGCUGAUCAAUCUCGACAUUGUGUGGUGCUAUUUGUGCCUGAAGAACAUCACCGAACUGCCGGAUGCGCAGCGCCGUUUGGAAAUUUGCGAGAAGAACUUUCGUCGCACCUACGGCGAUAAUCUCGAUAGCUUCGAGGAGGACAACUGUCCGGAACGGGCACUGAUCAUGCGCCUGCACCUGCUGCAGGGCGUUGUCUGCUUCCAUAUGAAUCGCCGCGACGAGGCCUACGAGCGCCUGGAGUCGGCGGGCGCUGUGCUGGCCGAGCUGAAGGUCAGCCCCGACCUGCUGCAGCAGAUGCUCAACAUGGGAUACAACGAAUCGGAUGCCAGGGUGUCGCUGCGUGCCACCGCCGGCCACCUAGAUCGUGCCGUCGAUUUCAUUAGCGAACGCAACGAGAAGCUGCAAGAGGCACGCAACAAGUCGCUUCAGCUGCGCAAGGUCAGUCAGGAAAUUGCGAAUCGCGAGGGCUGGGUCUGCCCCAAGACCGUCUUGCGUCUGAUGGACAUGGGCUAUGAGCAACAGCUCGUCGUGGAGGCACUGAAGCGCACCAAAAACAAUCUCGAUCGCAGCAUCGAUCUGCUGCAGCAUGAGGCAGACGAGCUGCGUGCCAAUCUGCCGGCGACCACUCCAGCGGACGAGACACACCUCAGGACGCUCCAACAGCUCGGCUUUCCAUCGGUCACCGCACGGGCUGCUCUGGAGACAACCGGCAACAACAUGGAGGCGGCCAUACAGUUCCUAGUGAGCAGCUUGAACACCGAAAAGGAAUUACUCAGCACCAUCGAAGCGAUGACGCGCCUGUUGGACUACGAGGGUCCGUCGGGCUCACACGCUGCAUCGCCAGCACUCAUCCACACGAUCAUCAAGCAGGCCAAGAGCGAGAUGGAGUCGCACCGAGCCUUUGAACGCUUCAACGAGGAUGUGACUGACAACUCCAUUGUGUAUUUGGACUUGCCAUUGGAUCAGGAGGAGCAAAUACUGCUGGAGUACAAGAGCCUGUUGGAGCGUUAAAAUAUAUAUAUAUAU